AUGAUGGAAGUUGGAGUGAGUAUGCUGCCACAAAAGAUGUUGAAAUCUAAAAGAAAUGAAUUUAUAAUAUAUUUAAUAAAUUUAAUGAGAAUAUUUAAAUAAGCAUUUGAAAGUAUUCAAGGAAAAAAAGGAGAAGAUGAAAAUAAAUCAGGUUCUAAAGGAUCAUUCUAUAUUGAAGAAUAAUUUAUGACUCCAGAGUUUCUAUAUAAACAAAACCAUAAAGAAGUUUAAUAAGGAACUUAAAAGAAAAUAAAUUUAACGAAAUAAUUUUUUUUAACAAUGUCAACCAUGGAGAAUAAAUUUAAUUUAUCUCCAAUUAAAUAAAUCAAUAUGGUUGAUUAAUUAGUAGGAAUGUAUUAAGAAUGUGUACAAUAAUAUGAUACUUAAAUGGAUCCUAUUAAAUAUUAUUUUUUAGAUAAAAUUAGAAAUAUAGUUUAAUAAGCUGAUAAAUUUACAUAAAGAGAACCAAGAUCAUUGUAAUCUUCAGACAGAAAAAUGUAAUCUAAUUAUAAUAAUUAUUAGUCAAUAACCAAUCUAGAUUAUGAGUAAUGAUGUUUCAUAUUUUAAAGAUUUUGAAGAUUUUAAUGGAAGAAUUGAUAAACCUACAGAAUAUGCUACUCCUAAAAAUGAAGAAUAAUAUCAAUAAAUUGAUAAUAAAAAACUUGUUAUUUAACUUUAAAAUUUUAUUGAAGAAGGUAAUCAUAAUAAAGAAAAUCCAGAUAUUAUUAUGAAGAACCAUGAAUCACCAUAAACUUAAAUUAAUGAAACUAAAUUGCCAUUUAAAUAAGAAGAUUCUUCUUUAAAAAAGAGAUCACCAAAAGUGGAAUUUAGAAAUGAAAAUAAUGAAACACCUAUUCCAAAAUUAUUAUUAAAAGAAGAAUAAUAAACUAAAUAAACUGUAGUUGAAUCAUAAUUAUAAAAUCAAUCUAAAUCAAUUCAAGACAGAUUAUUAGCUAGAUAAAAAAGUUAAAAGAAAAAGGAAAUUUGA
Messenger RNA from Paramecium sonneborni, 988 nucleotides. The record is from the annotation of a GenBank genome assembly. Lineage: Eukaryota; Ciliophora; Oligohymenophorea; Peniculida; Parameciidae.